Molecule: messenger RNA, 1751 nt
Organism: Mucor mucedo
Lineage: Eukaryota; Fungi; Mucoromycota; Mucoromycetes; Mucorales; Mucoraceae
Product: general substrate transporter
Exons: 2
Coding region: 58-1497 (479 amino acids)
Biological process (GO): carbohydrate transport; transmembrane transport
Cellular component (GO): membrane
Molecular function (GO): carbohydrate:proton symporter activity
Source: RefSeq, a predicted model, not a curated record
GCUAUUGGUGGUUUUUGUUUCGGUUAUGACACUGGUGUCAUUUCUGGUGUAUUAACCAUGGAACCCUUCAUUCGACAAAUGACCAAUGGUGGCACUUUCCUUACUCCUAUGCAAACCUCUGUUAUUACCGGUUUAUUAUUAGCCGGUUGUUUCGUUGGUUCUCUUCUUGCUGCUCCUCUCUGUGAAAGAAUCUCUCGUAAAUAUACCAUUAUUGUUGCUUCUCUUGUCUUCAACGUUGGUGCCGCCAUUCAAGUUGGUGCCACUGGUUAUGACAUGAUGAUUGCUGGUCGUUUCGUUGCUGGUCUUGGUGUUGGUUCUCUUUCUAUGGCUGUCCCUCUUUACUUGUCCGAACUUGCACCCAAGGAAAUUCGUGGUCGUCUUAUCUCUCUUCAACAAUUGAUGAUUACCAUUGGUAUCAUGGUUGCUUUCUGGGUCGGUGCUGGUACUCAAUAUCUCACCUCUGAUGCCUCUUGGAGAAUCCCACUUGCCAUUCAAAUUGCCCCCGCUGCUGUUCUCAUGUUCGGUGUCAUCUUCCUUCCUUUCUCUCCUCGUUGGUUAGUCAACAAGGGUCGUAACGAAGAAGCUUUAGCUGUUCUUGCUCGUGUCCAUGCCAACGGUGAUAAGUCUGAUGCCGGUGUUGUUGCUGAAUACGAAGAAAUUCUUGCCCAAGUCGAACACGAACGUACCGUCUCUGUCUCCAGCUAUGUCGAACUCCUCAAGGGUACUGUCCGCAGAAGACUUAUUUUGGGUAUUCUUAUUCAAAUUUUCCAACAAUUCACUGGUAUCAACUCCAUCAUGUACUAUGCUCCCGUCAUUUUCCAACAAGCCGGUAUUCAAGAGAAAUCUGCUACUUUGAUUGCCUCCGGUGUCAAUGGUUGUCUUAACGUUCUCUCUACCAUCAUUCCCAUCAUCUAUCUUGAUCGUCUUGGUCGUCGUGUUGUCCUUAUCUCCGGUGCUUUAGUUAUGGGUAGUGCAAUGUUGCUUUGUGGUAUUGUUAUGGGUGCCACUGCCAAGGUCACUUAUGAUCCUAUCAAGGAUGUCAAGGAAGUUGACAUGUCUGGUAACACUGCUGCCUCUUACUUCUGUAUUGUCAUGGUCUACGUCUUUGUUGCUGGUUUUGCUUACUCUUGGGGUCCUUGUGGUUGGGUCUACCCCGCCGAAAUCUACCCUCUUUCCAUUCGUGCCAAGGGUACCUCUAUCACCACCGCUGCUAAUUGGCUCAUGAACUUUAUCAUUUCCCUCUUUGUCCCUGUCAUGUUGACUAGUAUUACUUGGGGUACUUAUAUCUUCUUUGGUUGUUGUUGUGCUGUCAUGGCUACCUGUGUCUUCCUCUUCUACCCUGAAACCAAGGGUCGUUCUCUUGAAGAGAUGGAUGUUGUCUUUGCUGGUCGUGCUCUUGCCUAUAAGGAUGUUAAGAACGCCGAAGCCAAGUUUGCUCAAGGUUAUGCCAACCAUAAGGAAGGUUCUUUCCAAGAUACCAAGGAACAACAAGUUUAGAUAAUGAGAAGAAGAACUGGCUUUCUUUGACUACAAUCUAAACAAAUCAAACUUAAACACAAACAAAUCAAACAAAAAAACUCUUUAAUAUGAAUGUCGAAUAUUAAUAACUAUUUUACCCUUCACCUCCACUUUUUUCUAACCUAUUACCCUUUAUUUUGCAUCAUAUUAACUCUUAUCUAUUUGAAAUACUUUUUUCAUUAAAUUCUCUUUUUUAAUAAUAAUAAAAUUCACUAAAUUUUUUUUUUUUUUUU